This is a messenger RNA of Panicum virgatum (switchgrass), 1058 nucleotides long. RefSeq lists its product as uncharacterized. The transcript is spliced from 2 exons. Lineage: Eukaryota; Viridiplantae; Streptophyta; Magnoliopsida; Poales; Poaceae. Bases 39 to 737 code for a protein of 232 amino acids. The record is from RefSeq and is a predicted model, not a curated record.
UGAAGAAUCGAAAAAGAGAAGAGGUGAACGAACAAAUCAUGCGAGAUUACUUCAAUGAGAAUGCAUUGUUCGGCGAGGAAGAUUUCAGGCGCAGGUAUCAUCAACUAUCACAGAUGAAUUCAUUUUACUUUGUGAAGAUUUCAGGCGCGUCCUCGCUGACGCUCUCCGGCGUCACCGUCGCCGUGCCGCUCGUGCCGGGCGAGUGGUGCCCGCUGCUAGAGCGCCUGCGCAUCGAGGACUGCCGCGUCGAGCGCCGCGCCGUGGUCGUGCUCCUCCCGCGGCUCAAGCUGCUCGCCAUGGAGGACGUCGACGUCGGCUCGACGGACCGCGAGGACGCGCCGGAGCUUGAGGAGUCGAGGUCAGCUGCUCGGCCCGCUGGGCCGUGGACUACAGGUCCUUCGCCGUGCGCGCGCCUGCGCUGGCGCGAGCAGUUCGCGCAGUGCGUGCGCGUCGACGUCGGCGACCAGGGCAGCGUCUCCGAGGGCACCAUCGAGUUCACGGCCAACGGCGACCGCAACGACAUGUCCUGCUGCGAGAUGAAGCUGUUCCGCGCGCAGAUGAUGAAGAUGCUCCGGGGGCUCCUCCCCGACCUAACGCCGAGCACCAUCGCAGACGUUGCACGGCCUUACAUGACGCUGGACGUCAGCACCAUGGUGGAUGAAGAGACCGGUGGUGAGGUGAUCCAGGAGGAGAAGCUCACCUGCGACAUCGGCGGCCUCAUGUCGCGAUCUACCUGAUGUCCUGAACGCUGGCACGCUGCUCUGCUCGGCGGUGCUGAAGAAGGGUACAAGUUUGGGAUCAGGCUUUUGAAGCAUCUGGGGUCUAACUUUCGUUCUGCAUCUGCGGUCUAUCCUGCGUAGUACAUGUUGGCAUGUGGUAUUGGAUCAACCUUUUGGUGUUGUGGGAAGAAACCUCGUCGCAUGUUAGCACGUCAAAUGUGCAAUGAUCCAUCAUAAUACUCUGUCCAUCUCCAAUCCAUUAUCUGUAGAAUGAGGUUUCUUCAUAUGAUCCUUCAUUUCAGUGACAGUUGCCAUCUGAUUAUCCUUAAGGAACCGAUA